This is a messenger RNA of Effrenium voratum, 918 nucleotides long. The record is from the annotation of a GenBank genome assembly. Lineage: Eukaryota; Dinophyceae; Suessiales; Symbiodiniaceae.
AUGGAAGAAGAGUUCUCGGUGGACAAGAUGCAUGAGCUGGUAGAUGUGAAUGCCAUGCUAGCCCUGGCGCUCUCCGGCACAGCCUCCUCUCUGGCGGGGGCUGCCCUGGCGGCCCGGCAUAACUAUCGCCGCCUCUACCGGCUCAAUGGCCUGUUUAUGGUUGCCUGCGCCGGCUUCAUCACCUGGCGGGACAAGCUCGCGAGCGAUCUGGGGCCCCGCAGGGACACCGACCGAGAGGAGCUCCAGGAGGGUGUGAGCUCAGUAGUCGUCGAUGACGCCGGCCGCGUGAAGCACGUGGCACCCGCCAUGGUAGGACCCCAAUGGGGUCCUGGCAAUCUGCCGCGGACACAGGAGGAUGUGGCAAGGCUGGAGCUGCUGUACACCAGUACUCCCUUCGAGAAGCUGCCGAGGUUCAUCCUCAUGGGCUUCUUGGCCGGCGGCCUGCUGGGCUACUUCGGUGUGGGCCCCACCUGGGUGAUUGCGCCCCUGGUGACGCGGACCUCUCCCGAGUGGGAGCAGAUCGCCUCGCUGGCGCGAGGGAAAGCAAACGACUACGACAGCUUGCUGAGGCAGUUCAUGCCGCUUCCAAAGCAGGAGCCCGUGGAUGAAGGGCCUUCGGAAGGCCCUUUGACUUUUGCCAGCGACCUCAUCACCAGCAUGGGCUGCGACGAUCGGACCCGGAGGACCUGCUCCAUGGCCAUGAUCCUGCCGUGCCUCGCGGCGGCGUGGCGGCACUGGUUGCUGGGCCACGUGGUGGACCCCAACCAGGUGGCCUUCCCUCUGGCGGCAGGUGCCAUUUGCGGCAGCUUCGGUGCGGGGCAAAUGCUGGGCGACAUGCCCCCCGAUGCCGACACGCGGAUGGGCUUGUCCGUCCUCCUCUUUUCCUACGGCAUUUGGUCCAUCUUCAGCCCCAGGUGA